Messenger RNA from Cylindrotheca closterium, 4800 nucleotides. The record is from the annotation of a GenBank genome assembly. Lineage: Eukaryota; Bacillariophyta; Bacillariophyceae; Bacillariales; Bacillariaceae.
AUGUACGGUUUAAUAUUUGAAGUCCUCGAAGACUUCGUUGUAGACGAGUUUGGAACAGAAACUUGGCACAAGAUAAAAGAGAUUGCAGGAUGCAAGACGAAAGACCAGGCUUUCCUUCGAAGAGCCUUCUAUGAAGACGAAGAACUUUUUGCGCUUGUGGAAGCGGCCACAAAGCUUCUACAUGUGUCGUCUUUUGAUGUUCUAAAAGCCUAUGGUCGCUAUUUCCUCUCUAGCCAGCUCGCUGGAGGUGGUUACACUGAACUGUUGAGGUGUCAGGGGGCUACGCUACGCCAAUGGCUUUCCAAUCUGAAUGCCUUGCACGAAUACAUCAAGAGAAGCUUUCCAGGAGAGGGCUUCAUUGCGCCAGUAUUCUGGUGCGAAGACUGUGAAGACUGCCAAGAUAAUGGAAGUAUUCUUUUGCACUACUACUCCAUGCGAGGUACAAUGUUCGUACCGCUGGUAGUUGGAAUUGUGGAAGAACUCGCAAUUCAACAUUUCGACUUGGAGGUCAAUAUGAAUCAAACUUCCUUACAAGGGGAAGAUGGGGCCACUUUCACUACAUGGCAGAUUUCAGCUGUUGAUAAAUCAAAGCAGUGGAAGCUUUCACCAAGAAAUGAAGUCCAACAACCAGUCAAUUUUGACAAAGUUCAAAUGCCUUCGAAAUGUCCUUUUUCAGGGCGAAAACUCAAAGGGGGAACUACUGAUGAAGCUGAUGCUCAAGCUGAUGCUCAAGAAACACCAACAAGACAUCAAGAAGACCACACUGCUACCACAAGAACGUCAGUGUCUACAUCGAAGUGUCCAUUUCAUCAUGGAUCGUCGAAAGCGCCAAAAGAGGAAGCAGAAUCAUCCACAAGUCAGCCUGAAACCGCUGAGAUCGCUCCAGGUGAAGAAUCACUUUCAAGAUCCACUGUCACAGCAGGUGCAAGUUCCUUCAAAUUUGAAUUGGAACAUCUGGCUAGGUUGUUCCCAUUUCACAUCUUGGUUGAUGGAAAUUUCUCUAUAAUCAAUGUCGGCGAAAAGCUAUCAAUACUUCUUCAGACGUCAGACCAGGAGAUCCAAGGCUUGCACAUUGGUGAUAUCGUCGAAAUUACAAGACCUGUGAUGGUUUCCUCUUGGGAUUGGAAAUCGCUCAACAAGUUAUCCGAUCAAAACUUCUUUCUCACUCCGACAGUCAAAAAUUCACCCUUGCACAAUAAGGUCUCCACUGCAGAUGCCGAGCAAUCAGAUUUACUUGCAGCGCUUCAAAAGAAAGUUUCCAUGGCGGAUAGCACUAUCCGAUUCAAGGCUUCCAUGUUUCGACUAUCGUCCAAUCAAGUCCUUUUCACUUUGGCUCCUGAUGCUAGAAAUGUGACGGAUCUACAGAAUAUGGGACUCACACUGUCCGACCUUCCACUUGCCAGUUGCCAGCGUGAUGCCGUAUUUUUGGGGGAGCACGUUGCUAAGGAAGCAAGCAGAGCGCACAAGCUUGACAAGCUGACCAAGAAAUUGGCCGAACGAGACGUAUCAAAGCUUCUCCUCAACAGUAUGCUUCCUCAAAAAGUUGCCGAGGAUCUUAUUCGAGGAAAAACUGUUGAGCCAGCCUUCCAUGAACAUGUCACACUGUUCUUCUCUGAUGUUGUUGGAUUCACUAGUAUCUGCGAUCAAGUCGAACCGUGGGAUGUCAUCGACAUGAUGAAUCAACUGUAUUCAGUGAUGGACUUUCUCGCCAGUCACUUUGAUCUCUAUAAGGUCGAGACUGUUGGUGAUUCGUACAUGUGUGCUUCUGGGCUAAUAAAUCCUGAUGACUACCACGCUGAGAAGAUGGCGAACUUCGCUUUGGCAGUUCAGGAGUGUGUCCAGCACGUCAAGUCUCCUAUCGAUGGAUCGCCGAUUCAGCUUCGAAUUGGAAUCCACACUGGUAGCUGUACUUCUGGUAUUGUUGGAACAUUGGCUCCUCAUUACUGUUUGUUCGGUGACAUGGUAAACACGGCGUCUCGACAUGAGUCGACUGGUUUGGCAGGGAAGAUUCAAUGCUCGAGUGUGCUGUAUGAUAGAGUCGAACGUGACUCGAAAAAAGACAGUAGUCAGUACAAAUUUAGGGCACGUGGUCUUGUUGAUAUGAAGGGCAAGGGAGAGUGUUACACCUAUUGGCUGGAGAGCGCUACAGAGGAAAAUCCUGCAGCCAAUGAAGAAUCCUUGGCAAGUCUUUCAAGGCAGGUGCUGGAAAUACUUGGAAGAAACUCGUGGAAGAAGAGGCGCUACUUUGAACGAGGUGGAGAAAUGUUCCACAAUUCCCCUGACAAGGAAGGUCUAGAUGAAACUUCAACAGAGGGCCAGGAUGCGAGUGAAUCUUCGCAAUCAUCAAUACCGGAUGCAAAUGCAUCUUGUGGCCGCAUUGAAGAGAUGAAUGGAAACGAUUGUGCCAUUUGUCCUGUUGUAGUCGAUUUGGCACCAGAGAAACGAAUCAAUUAUUGGAAACAACUCCACUGCGAUGAGACCUCAUCGCAAUCAGAGAUGGGAUCCACCAUUUUUGACAUGUUAAUGACAUCGCUAGAGUCGUGCACUCAGAAUAUUGGAAUCAUGCAAGAGCAGCUUCGUGCAUUCGUCUCCUCCAUAGCAAACAUAUAUCUGGCAAGAUCUGAACGAUCGCAGCUACACAACAUCACACAAACUCUUUUCAGAUGCAACUCACUUUGGGAAGCUAGGGAUCCGAAUGAGAGAUCUCCAUACGCGCUUGGUGCCAACCCUUGGGAUCAUUUUACUCUUCUUUUCAGUGCUUUUAUCCAUCGAGUCAAGCAUACUGGUUCCACGAACGCCACUCUGGAGAGGGAAAAGCAUAUUGUUGCCCAGAUGUACGAAGGGCUACAAUCUUGUCAGGAGAGACGAUCGGCCGACUUUGCAUUCACUCUGCUAGAAACCGAGUUUGGAGAGUUAUAUGAUGAGAUCACCUUUGGAUGUCCGAACUUCACAAUCAUGGUACGCAAGGCAGUCCUCUGUACAGACUUAGAAAAUGAAAACACAGUUCGCGAAAUGCUUGGAAAUUGUGCCAAACUGAAUUCAAUGGAUAAUUGCGCGGAUGAGCGACAAAGUCGGCAACGUAAUACGGCCAACAUCGGACUCAUCUUGGCCGUGGCUACAGUCGGACAAUGCACACAAUCACUUGAUCAGUUCCUGCAGUACUGCGGUGAAGAGUAUGACAAAGCGAUGAAGGCUUCCGAUAGUAACAGUGCAGAAAGCUGGUAUUACGAGCAGAGCAUGUUCAUGAAGGAUGUCUUACUUCCGUUGAUCGAAGAAGUAUUACCUGUGUUACCGCUUUCUGGAUACUUGGAAGAAGGUGCAGCGGAAAAUAUUGCCUUUUGGGACAAGAGGGGACAAGAGUGGAUGGUAGCUAGUAAGCUAAAGAAAGCAAAGCUCCAUGGGGUAAUCGAAGGCAGCGUCAUAUCGAAGUAUCAAGUGGAAAAGCUUGUGUCUGUCAACGUUGCUACCCUUGAGACUCUGUUGACGCAGGUCAUGACUACUCGAAACGGGAACGAGUCAAGGUACCUGGAUGACGGAGUGGAGUCGACUUCACGAAAUCCCUAUGAGGAGAUCCAGAUGUUCAUCGAAAUGAAGAAGUCGACCAUCAAGUCUGGAAAUGGCACAAGUACUAUUCACCAAGUUGGAGCUGACAUUCGUUCCGAAUUGAGAGACUUUGUCGUGACAAUUGUCGCUGGAUAUGAAAGUAAUCAAUUCCACAACUUCUUGCAUGCAAGUCAUGUUGCACACAUGGCGAAUCUUCUUGUCAAGUGUAUCCAUUCAACGGAAGGGUCCAACGGGGCCAGCAAUAUUGCGCAUGAUCCGCUUGCUCGUUUUGUGAUUGUCUUGUCUGCGUUGGUGCAUGAUAUUGGUCACACUGGAGUCCCUAACAGUCAGCUUGCCGAAGAACAGCCAGAACUUGCAGAUAAGUAUAGUCGCAAGAGUAUUGCUGAGCAAAACUCGAUCGAUACGGCUUGGGAGAUUCUGAUGUCUCCCAAGUUCAAGAAACUGCAAUGUUGCCUCUUCGAAUCGAAACAAGAGAAAGCUCGAUUCCGCCAGCUACUUGUGAACUGUGUGAUGGCCACUGACAUUUUCGACCAAGACUUGCGAGUAUUGCGACAGUCAAGGUGGGAGAAAGUCUUCUCCGGAGAUGAGGAAGCGCACUGCAAGGCCACAAGUGCCAUUGAGCACAUCAUGCAAACAUCCGAUGUAGCUCAUACAAUGCAAGAUUGGGAGAUCUACUGUCAAUGGAACGAGAGUCUCUAUAGGGAAUUGCACGAUGCGUACACCGAGGGUAGAUCUACAAAGGAUCCAUCUGAUGGUUGGUACGAGGGCGAGCUUUGGUUUUUCGACCACUGGGUGAUUCCAUUGGCUCAGAACUUGAAGGCAUGUGGAGUCUUGGAUAUCGUGAGCGAUCAGUUGGUGAAGCAGGCUCGAAGUAACCGACGUAGAUGGCAGUUGGAGGGCAAGCAGAUUAGCCAAGAAAUGUGUUCUACUAUCCAGUCGGAUACUCGUUCAAGCUGCUGCUCUCAUUCGCUCUCUGCUGCUAGUGAACAUUCAGGCAGUUCCGCCAGUUAUCUGGCAUCUCAGAUGGUGACUGAAGCGGAAUCUGUGUCAAAAGUGAUGGCUCGCUAUGAACGCAAGUAUGAAGCAGUUUUGGGGAAUCUGAUUGCGCUGGCAUACAAAGGGCAACUUCCAUCGGACCUCGAGCAGCAAGAGUUGUCGGAUGUCCAUAAGCAUUUCAAGGAUCAGGAUUGGUAUAGAUCUCAUGCAGACAAUGCCGAAGCUCUUUUUCGAUUGUGA